AUGAAACUUCUCGUUGUGAUUUUGAUGGUUUUAGCCAUCCUCAUGGUAGCACCUGCUGCAGGUUACAACUUCCCAACUAUGAGGAAAAGACAAGUCGAUAUGAGAUCAUUCAGCUUAUAUGAUUUCCCAGACGACUAUUACAAUGCUCAGCAGGAAGCUCAACGUCAACACUACAUCAACCCGAAGCCAAACUACGUGACCGCCUUCUAUCCAUCCUACGACUUUGGACGUCGUUAA
Caenorhabditis remanei is the source of this 237-nucleotide messenger RNA. RefSeq lists its product as uncharacterized. NCBI's taxonomy places the organism in Eukaryota, Metazoa, Nematoda, Chromadorea, Rhabditida, Rhabditidae. The coding region runs from base 1 to 237 and encodes 78 amino acids. The record is from RefSeq and is a predicted model, not a curated record. The transcript has 2 exons.